UCGAAGUAGAGAGGAAGUAGCAGCAAAGAUUGCUCUUUCUGAUAGCGCUCAGCAAACGGCUAUCUUUAAGGUACUUAUAGCAAAUUUUUCUGGGGAAGGCAAAUUAAUAGCAGUAUCGAAGAGGUGUUCUUUCAUAGCGCUCGGCAAACGGCUAUCUUUAAGCAUGCCAGAAACAUCCCAAGUGAUCACUUCAAUCGAACAUGUCUCUAUGCAUAUCACAUGCAUGGAACUUCAAUUCUAUAGAGGUGCCGUAGCCGGUGAAAUUGAUGUGUUCAGGGAUAAGGAUGACCAAAUUGAGUCUAUUCUAACUCCAAAUAAAAACACAAUCCUUCAUGUUCACUUGAUGACAUGUCAUGAGGCAUCGGAGGAAUUUGUGGAUGGGAUUCUAAAUAUGUACCGUGCACUUCUGACGAAGGCUAAUGCCAAGGAUGAAACCAUCCUUCAUAUAGCAGCCAGGUAUGGACAUAUUGAAAUAGUGAAAAAAAUUAUUGAACAUGUUAAUGAAGCUACCCCUAGUGAAAAUGAAAUUAAGAAAACACUUAUAAGGGCUACAAAUGAUAAGAAGGACACAGCCCUACAUGAAGCAGUACGUUAUAAUCAUAAAGAAGUAGUGAAGUUGUUGAUAGAAGAAGACCCAGAUCACCCAUAUUUUAAAAAUAAUGAUGGGGAGACUUCACUUUAUAUUGCUGUUGAGAGAUGUUACUGUGAAGUAAUACAUACAAUAUUGGAGAAAAGCAAUUCACCAAAUCAUGAAGGCCCCAAUGGUAGAACAGCAUUACAUGCAGCUAUUGUUCAUUUGAUGAAGCGGGAAGAUCUAGGAACAUUGGAGAAGUUGCUGCAAAAAAUACCGUCAGCGGUGAAAGACGCAGAUGAAAAUGGAUGGGUGCCACUUCACUUAGCAGCAUUAGAUAAACGGGAUGGCAAUGAAUUGGUAGAGGUUUUGCUAAGGCAUGAUAGAAACACAGCAUACAUGAGAGACAAUAAGGGAAGGACGGCUCUUCACUUUGCUGCACAUUGUGGAAAUGUUGUAGCCAUGAGAAAGAUAAUAGAAUAUUGUCCAGAUUGUUCAGAGUUGGUGGAUCACAAGGGCCGCAAUGCUCUUCAUUAUACUACAAGUCUUGAGAGAGGCCAACUCCCAUUCAUUGGAAGAUUAAGAGCUGCAGAAGUGUUUAUGGACAGACAACAACUAAGAAACAUGCACAAUGAGAAAGACAAUGAUGGCAACACGCCCCUUCAUCUCCUUGCCCAUUAUGCUUCCACAUGGAAAGAAUAUCAUUUUCAUCAUCUUCUGAAAGAAAAUACAAAAGUGGACACGACGGCAUUCAAUAAAAACAACCAAACUGCUCUUGAUGUUGCUUAUGAUAAUGUGCCUUCAACUUCACAAUAUGAGAAUAUUUUCUUGGGAGUACUUCAACACCAAUUUAAAGCAAGGUUUGGUGGGAGAGUCAUAAAUGAGAAUGUUAAAAAGAAGAAACAACAGAAGAGAUAUCAUCCAGCAGUGAUAGAAAAGCAGGAACAGGAGAACGAGGAACAAGAGGGAGAUGAUGAGUCAAAAAUUCAAGGCAGAGAGAGACAAACCUUGCUUGUGGUGGCCACACUGAUAGCAACAGUAACAUUUGCAGCAGGAUUUACGGUGCCUGGGGGUACCAUACAAGAUGGUAAAAACAAGGGCUCUCCCAUGUUAAUGCAUAAUGCAGCUUUUAAGGCAUUUGUGAUCACAGAUUCUCUCUCCUUUGCUCUCUCUAUUUCUGUUCUCUUUGUCCCAAUUUUCUCAUCAUUUGCAGGGAGAAAUAAUUGUUUCUCUGUUUCAAGUAGAAGUUCGUUCCUAGUAGCCUUACUUUUGACGAUGUACGGAAUGGUAUUCAUGGCAGUGGCAUUUGCGACGGCCACAUAUGCUGUCUUGGCUCCUUCCAAAGGCCUUGCUAUUGCCACUCUUCUUAUUGCAUUGUAUUUCUGCUUCGGCGUUUUCUCUUAUUUGUUUUGCAGGAUAAGAGUGUCACGUUACAAAUGGUGUACGAAACUGGUCAGUUUGAAAAGUCUCCUAUUGUUGCAAUGGAAGACAUGCAAUUGUUAGAUAGUGUAUGAGAUCCCAAAACAUAUCAAAUAUUUUCAAUUGCAAUUCACAUCUUUGCAUUUUCGUAAUUAUUUUUUCUUCAUCCAUAUCACAUGAUGU
This is a messenger RNA of Prosopis cineraria, 2173 nucleotides long. RefSeq names its product ankyrin repeat-containing protein At5g02620-like. Bases 164 to 2074 code for a protein of 636 amino acids. The record is from RefSeq and is a predicted model, not a curated record. Gene Ontology annotation, molecular function: protein phosphatase regulator activity; protein phosphatase 1 binding. The transcript has 5 exons. Lineage: Eukaryota; Viridiplantae; Streptophyta; Magnoliopsida; Fabales; Fabaceae. Gene Ontology annotation, cellular component: plasma membrane.